Molecule: messenger RNA, 1917 nt
Organism: Strongyloides ratti
Lineage: Eukaryota; Metazoa; Nematoda; Chromadorea; Rhabditida; Strongyloididae
Product: Carnitine O-acetyltransferase
Exons: 4
Coding region: 1-1917 (638 amino acids)
Biological process (GO): carnitine metabolic process, CoA-linked
Cellular component (GO): peroxisome
Molecular function (GO): carnitine O-acetyltransferase activity
Source: RefSeq, a predicted model, not a curated record
AUGGCUAUGAAUGGUAUUAUGAUUCAAAAAACAUCAAAUACAUUUUUCCGAUCAUUAUAUUUAAAAACAUUUUCUAUGUCUUCUAAAAAGUAUUUUGGUACUCCAGAACUUCAAAAAAUUGGUAAUAAUGGUCUUCCAAAAUUAACUGUUCCACCAUUAGAAGAUACAUUAAAUAAAUUUAUUCUUAUGGCAAAACCAAUUGUUGAUGAGGAAGAAUUUAUAAAAACUAGAAAUAUGACAAAUGAUUUCAAAGCAUCUGAGAUAGGAAAAAAAUUACAAAAAUAUUUAAAGGAUAGAGAAGAUAAAUUAAAUAAUUGGUUAACUCCAUGGUGGUUAGAUAUUGCAUAUUUAGAGGGAAGAGAUCCAUUACCAAUUGUAACAAGUCCAGGAAUGUUAUUUCCAUAUUAUAAUUAUAAAGGUAUUGAUGGACAAAUUGAGUAUGCCUCAAAAUUUAUUCAAUCAGUAUUAAAAUAUCAUCACCUUAUCAUUGAAAAUAAAAUACCACAAGAUAAAAUUGGUAAUACAUUAUUUGAAAUGAGUCAAUAUAAAAAUUUGUUUGGUACAACUAGAAUUCCAAGAAAAAAAAAAGAUGAAUUAAUUUUAGGGUAUGAAUUAAAAGAAUGGAGUAAACAUAUUAUUGUAAUACGAAGAGGACAUGCAUUUAAAGUUCCUGUUUAUGAUAAGAAUGGAAAUAUAUUAAGUAUAAAUAAUAUUAUAAAAAUUUUGAAGAAUAAUGUUAUCCCAAUAUCAAAUUCACGAAAUCCAUUUCCUGUUUUAUCUUUAAGCGCAUUAGAUCGUGAAACAUGGGCUAUUAUAUGGAAGAAAAUGGAAAAUUAUAAUCCAGAAUAUGUUAAUGUACUUUUAAAGAGUCUUUUUGUUGUCAACCUCGAUGAAACAGUUAAAUUUGACAAUUAUAAAAGUCAACAAAAUGCUGUUGUAAGUGAAGCUUUAACUGGUGGUGGAUGUGAUAAUAAUAGUUUAAAUCGUUGGUAUGACAAAACUCUUCAAUAUAAUAUUACUCCUGAUGGUUAUUGUACUUGUACCUAUGAACAUACACCUGCAGAAGGUCCACCAGUUGGAUCAUUAUGUGAUUAUAUAUGUGAUACAAUUGAAAAAAAUAAUUUUAAUAUUGAAGAUAAUAAUAUUCCAUGUGAUAAAGUUGAAAGAUUAGAUUUUAAAAUUGAUGAUGAUAUGAAAAAUAUUUUUAAAGAUGGAAUUGAAAAAAUUAAUAAAUCAGCAAAUAAUUUAGAUGUUAAUGUUUAUUAUUUUAAAGAAUUUGGUAAAAAUUUUCCAAAACAAGUUAAAUUAUCUCCUGAUUCAUUUAUUCAAUUAGCUUUUCAAUUAACUUUUUAUAGAAUACAUAAAAAACACCCACCAACAUAUGAAACAGGAACAUUAAGAAAAUUUAGUGAAGGAAGAACUGAAACAAUUAGACUUCCAACAAUUGAUACAGCUAAAUUUGUUGAGACAUUUGUUAAUAAUAAAACAUCAGAUGAUGAAUUAAGUAAAUUAUUAAUAAAAGCAAUAGAAUCUCAUAAAGAAUAUAGUAUAAUGGCAAUGAAUGGUAGAGGAAUUGAUCGUCAUCUUCUUGGAUUACGUUUAGCAUCAAGAGAAUUAUUUAUUCCAUUACCAAAUAUAUUUAAAGGAGAAGCAUAUAAAAAAAUGAUGCAUUUUCAGGUAUCAACAAGUCAAGUACCAACACGUCAUUAUCUUUCUUUAGCUUUUGGUCCCUCAGCUCCAGAUUGUUAUGGUAUAUGUUAUAAUCCAAAAGAAAAAGAAAUUAUUUUUACAAUAACAACAUUCAAAGAAUGUAAAGAUACUAGUUCACAACAAUUUACUGAAGAAUUACAUAAAACACUUUGUGAUUUAAGAAACAUCUUAUUAAAAACAGUAAAAAUUGAAAAAGCUAAACUAUAA